Molecule: messenger RNA, 1783 nt
Organism: Polypterus senegalus (gray bichir)
Lineage: Eukaryota; Metazoa; Chordata; Cladistia; Polypteriformes; Polypteridae
Product: CUB and zona pellucida-like domain-containing protein 1
Exons: 7
Coding region: 100-1389 (429 amino acids)
Cellular component (GO): cell surface
Source: RefSeq, a predicted model, not a curated record
GGCUAUUGCGAGGCUUCAACUACCACAUACACCGCUUUAUCAGAAUCAUUUGGCCCAUUCUGUGGUGGUGUUCUUAUUGGACCUUCUGGAGAAACAAUAAUGCCACAAUAUACAGAAACUAAUGGAAACAGUGCUCAAUGUACGUGGUACAUAGAAGUUGCAAGAGGCUAUCGAAUACAGAUCCAGAUUGCACCAUAUUCAGAAGUAAACUUCUAUCCUUGCAACAUGGACGUUAUUUCUGUAAUUGAUGGUCCUUCUGGCAUUUUUCCAAUUAUUGGAUUGAAUUGUUUUGGAGAAUAUGGAACAUAUGAAUCAUCAUCCAACUUUUUGACAGUGACCUCUAAUUUAUCUUCAGUCAAUACAAAUUCAGCAUUUCUUAUAAAUUACAGAACUGUUCCUGUGUUCUCAGAUUCGGACAUCACAUGCUCUUCUUACUUCAUGACUGUAAAGCUACAUCAGCCAUACAUCUGGUCACUGGGGUACAACGCAAGUGAUCUGCAUUUAGAUGAUGCAGCCUGUACACCACAAAUAUUUGGGUCAAUUAUUCUGUUUAAAUUUCCACUUAAUGAGUGCGGAACUAAUAGAAAGGCAGUAAAUGGUACCAUAAUUUAUUCCAACAAUGUCAGAUCUUCUCCUUCUAAUGGACUGAUAACUCGUGAGACUUAUCUCAGACUCAAUGUACAAUGCAAAAUGGAACAGGAGGCAAUUACAGACAUCAUGUACCAAGCAAAUGGAGGAAUUACUGCAAAUGAAACUGGCACAGGCACUUACAACAUCAGCAUGGUAUUCUACCACGGUGAUUUCACUAGUCCAGUAUUAGAAAACCCCUACAUUGUUGACCUAAAUGAAGAUAUCUUUGUUCAAAUUAUGCUCUACACUUCAGAUUAUUUGGAAGUUUUCAUUGACACCUGCACUGCUUCACCAUCUCAGUUUGGUUAUCCUUCAUAUGACUUGAUCAGAGAUGGGUGUGUAAGAGAUGACACAUUUGUUGCCUUCCCAAGUACUUCGUUUGACAUUGCACGCUUCAGAUUUAAUGCUUUCAAGUUUGUUGACUACUCAUCCAGUGUUUACCUUGAGUGCAAAGUGGUGCUGUGCCAGAUGUAUGACUAUUCUUCACGAUGUAACCGAGGCUGCCAGGCAAGGCGCAGGAGAGAUUUAAGCUCUUCAAAAGAUAAGGUUGAUGUAGUCUCUGGGAGAAUAGAGCUAAGAAAAUACAAGAAUUUUGCAGAAGAAAAUAUAAAGUUAAAGAAAGAAGAGGUCAGUAAAAUUUCUUCAACACAAACACUAGUGUGGAUUUCCAUGACAGCUCUGGCUACUACCACAGCCAUCUUGGCUUUCUUUACUCUGAAGUUUUAUAAGAAAACCACAAAGGAUGAAUGGAGACUUUAACAGAUUAUAAAUUUACAGGUUGGAUAGAGGUCGAGAGCAUUUUACUUUCUUCAAGAAUACUAUAUUAAGUCAACUAAGUUAAUAUGUAAUAAAUAAUAAUUUGAAUGAUACCAAACAGUCUGUAACCUUUAAGAAAUGUAUCUGUCUAUUUUGUUUCUUGGGGAUUUUAAUCAGUGGAAGUUCAAAAUAUGUAAAAGAAUAAAGCUUAUAAAUUAUGACAAAUGAUUCUGGACAUUCAGCUAAAACAGUAAAUUCACAUGAAGUGAACAUGAUUAACAGAAAAAAAACAAAAUAAGGUAAGAAGCAUAUUCUGAUAGAUACAAAGCCCUGUGAACAAAAAUGUUUUUACUUCAAAAUGUUAGCAAUAAACUUCUGUCAUUUUUAUUAACCAACA